UCGCAGUGAGCUUCUCUUCACUGUGCUCGAGCCCUCCUGUGGGGCAGUUAUGUUAUCGUGAGGCAGCGUCCCGGUCUCCUCAACCCGGCGUCCGCUUAGGAUGGACGAGAGGAGAGCUGAACCGGACCGUCGCAUCGGCGGCAGCGGCAGUCCGGUCACACUGUUCGGGGAAUUCACGAUCAUUGGGAACCGAAAAGUCAGGUGUUCCGUGAGCUUGACCGAGAGGGACCUGCUGAUCCAGAGGUUCGCGUCGGCACCUGUCGGGCGGAACAAGGUGGUGCUGAGUCUGAAGGACUGUAUUGGCUGCCGGGCUUAUCGGACGGAUGACUCCUCAGACACGGCGGCGUACUUCUCAGCCUACUUUUACCCGCUGAAACGGCGCUGGAUGAGCUCCGGAGUGUCGCGGCAGAGAGUGGAGCACUGCUUUCGGCUCUCCGCGCUCCAGGACCCGGGAGCUAACCUGGAGGAGGCGGAGAAGUGGGCUCGUGCUGUUCGAGAGCGCAGUGGCAGGCAACGGUAUCCAAGAGACGGUGUGUCAGUGAGCGAGUUGCCUCGUCCGUGCCGAAUGAUGUUGCUGGUGAAUCCACAGAGUGGAAAAGGACAAGCGCUCACUUUGUACAACAACCAUAUUCAACGGCUGCUCAACGAAGCCGGCAUCCAGCACACUCUGGUGAUCACUGAGCGGCAGAACCACGCCCGAGAGCUGCUGAGAGAGGCUGACCUGUCACAAUGGGACGCACUAGUCAUCAUGUCAGGAGACGGACUUCUGUACGAGGUGAUAAAUGGUCUGCUGGAGAGACCGGACUGGGAGGAGGCUGUUCAGAUCCCGCUGGGAAUCCUUCCUGGUGGUUCAGGCAAUGCCUUGGCUGCAUCCGUACAUCACUACUCUGGAGCGUCCCCAGUGUACAGUGAGGAGCUCCUGGUCAGCUGUGGUUUCCUGCUCUGUAAAGGACUGGUGUCUCAUAUGGACCUGGUCUCCGUCCAUCUGUCCUCCAGCCCUCGGCUCUUCUCCUUCCUGUCCUUGGCCUGGGGCUUCGUAGCAGACGUGGACAUCGAGAGCGAAAAGUACCGCCACGCAGGCGCUGCCAGGUUCACUGUGGGGACACUGGUGAGACUGGCCUCUCUCCGCAUAUACAAGGGCAAGCUGGCGUAUCUGCCUGCCGCCGUGGACUGCAACGGUGAGGAAGGCUUGAGAAAAAACACGACGCUGCAUUGCAACAAUCAGGCUUCUUCCCUGAGUCCAGCCUCACUGCUGUGCCACCGGGGAGGAGACACUCCCUGUGAGAACACCCUUCACAACUACUGCCACUCCAACAACUCCCUAAAAGUACGCAAGGCAGAGAACACUCCGUCCAGAAGUGCCAUCAAAUCUCUCCCCGGCCCGACUGACUCUGUGCUGCUGCCCCUGGACCAACCGCUGCCCAGCAGCUGGGUGGUGGUCCAGGAAGAAGACUUUGUCCUCAUGCUGGCCAUGCACCAGUCCCACCUGGCAGAGGACCUGCUGGCAGCACCCGAGGCCACCGUGGGCGACGGCAUCAUCCAUCUUUUCUACGUCAGAGCGGGAAUAUCACGCGGUGCUCUGCUGAGGCUCUUCCUCGCUAUGGAGAAAGGUGCACAUCUGGCAACCAACUGUCAACAUCUGGUGUACGCCAAGGUGCAGGCGCUGAGGCUGGAACCGCAUUCACCCAAAGGCAUAAUCACAGUGGAUGGAGAGGUGGUGGAGUACGGGCCGGUGCAGGCAGAGGUUCACAGAGGUCUGUCGAGGUUAAUCACUGGAUGAACUUACAGGAACAAACACGGUCAGCUUUCAUCUCUGCCGUCGAUGCAUUUCAAAUCAGAAAUGUAACGAGGUGCAAGUGCAAAGCAAUGGAUGCUACGUUAAAAGGGAGAGUUCCUGUUGUCAAGGUGGGGGCGUUAAGGUACUGUGUUACAUGCAGUGGAACCAAAACACUAUUCCUGCAUUGUUUUAAUGUGAAUAAACUGUUUGCUAUAUUUGAAAUAUUA
Messenger RNA from Solea solea (common sole), 2004 nucleotides. Its product is annotated as sphingosine kinase 1-like. Gene Ontology annotation, biological process: cellular response to growth factor stimulus; sphingosine biosynthetic process; negative regulation of apoptotic process. Gene Ontology annotation, cellular component: cytoplasm; membrane; intracellular membrane-bounded organelle. The record is from RefSeq and is a predicted model, not a curated record. Bases 101 to 1780 code for a protein of 559 amino acids. NCBI's taxonomy places the organism in Eukaryota, Metazoa, Chordata, Actinopteri, Pleuronectiformes, Soleidae. The transcript is spliced from 5 exons.